CCAUUGCUCACACUCUUCUCGUGGCUGAGGAAACUACAGCCUGCCAAGAUGUGCAAAGGAUUAGCAGCGCUGCCCCACACCUGCCUGGAAAGGGCCAAGGAGAUCAAGACCAAGCUGGGCACACUGCUCCAGAAGCCCGACUCAACCAUUGACUUCAUCAUCCCCUACCCAGAGAAGCCAGAGAAGCCGCCCAAGGCCCAGAAGCCAUCACCGGAGGAGGCUCUGCAGUGGCGCGAUUCCCUGGAGAAGCUCCUGCAAAACCCCUACGGGCUUGCCAGCUUCCGCAGCUUCCUGCGCUCUGAGUUCAGUGAGGAGAAUGCCGAGUUCUGGGUGGCCUGCGAGGACUACAAGAAGACCAAGUCCCCUGUGAAGAUGGCAGAGAAAGCCAAGAAGAUCUAUGAGGAGUUCAUCCAGACCGAGGCACCCAAAGAGGUCAGUGCUGAAGGGCAGGAGACGGUGAACAUCGACCACUUCACCAAGGCUGUGACCAUGAAGAACCUGGUGGAGCCGUCACCAACCAGCUUUGACAUGGCCCAGAAGAGGAUCUUUGCCCUGAUGGAGAAAGACUCCCUGCCCAGAUUUGUGCGGUCGGAGUUUUAUCAGGAGUUAAUCAAGUAGCAAUGUGGCAGGGCUGUGCGAGGCAUUCCCCACGGGCGGUCCCACUGCUUCUGUCUAAACACCUGCCCCUUCUCCUGCAGCCGCUUUGCUUUCUUGAUGCCACCCUAAAAGAGCACCCAGGGGCGUUGCUAAACGUCUCCCCCCGUGCUUUGGACUGUCAGACGGCCCGAUGUCUCCUCUCUUACAGUCUCUCUCCUCUCCCACAAAAGACCAAUUAGCAGAAACCCCUGGUCACCCUCUCUGGGUUUGGGACCCAGAAGGGCGGUGGAGCAGCCCCAGCCCCGCAGCAACAGGGAGCCACUCGGGCAGCCGGCACAUUGCUGGCACCAUGGGGCUCGGCUUUACUCAGAGGCUCUGAGGCACCAGCUCUGCCUUCUUAGGACUUCUGAGGACAUUACAGUAUUUCUCCCAAUUUUGCCCGUAUCGCUGGUUUGCCCCAGGCUCUCUCCCUCCUCCCGGAUUCCAUGGGUGCUGCCCUCCCUGGCCAAGUCCAGCAUGCCUGCAGCCUUGGGGUGCACAGUGGGGCACAUCCACCAUGGGAUCGGCAUCACCUUGUCUUCAGAAAGCAGCCGUUCAGCAGGCACUGUGACGGCUGCACGGCAGGGGUGGCUGUAGGGCAGGGACGGUGGCACAGCAGAUCCGGGAGCGGCACGGCCGUGCGCCGCAGGGUGCACCUGGCUGGCACGAGGGGUGGGCAGAGCGAGCCUGCAGCACCGCUUCCCCAGUGACUCCACUUGGAGUCAGCUGUGAGACAGCCUGUUUGCUUCACACUAACGACAGUAAAGAGGAUAAAAUGAGAUCUGUUUGUUCAAAACACCGGGACUGUUUAGCAACCCAGACCUCCCGCUCACUCCAACCACUUGCAUGACGUGCUGCGCUCACCGUCUGCAGCCUGUGCCCGUGUCCCCAGUGCCUACGCGCAGCCCUCAGCAGUGCUGGUGGCUGGUGGUGUGCUUGGAUUGCAGCUUCGGGUGUUGCUGCAGUGGUUUCUUGCUCCAGUUGCUUCUCUCUGCAGUAGGCAUGCCAAAGCGAUACUUCUGCACAAGCUCAAUCGAGGGACAUUGAUUAGAGGAGGGAGGAAAAUCAUGCUGGGGAAAAAAAAGCUGCUAAUUGCAACUGUUCAGACCUAAUUAAAAAAGAAAAAAAAAAAAAAACAACCGAAAACCAAAACCCAAACCCAAAGACAAAACCAUUACUGGAAAUAUGAAAAAUAAACACCUGUCUUCUUGAACAGAUGGCAAACUCUGCUGAGUUUGUGUAGCCUGCAUCUCUCCCUCCUGCCUCCUCCCGUCUGCCCAGGACACGUGUUUCCAUAAGGCUGUCUCUUAAAAUGACCAGCCCUUUUCAAAUGAUUCAAAGCCAGCCCACUCUUCGCUACCAGAAGAAAUCACAUCUGAGGACGGGGCAAGGGCUUAUGCGAAAGGCGGCUGGGGUCUCAUUUCAGCCUCGAGGUGACUGCGAUCAACCCCCGCUCCAUGGGGCCUGGAUGUUUCAUCCCGGCGAUGGAUUCCUGGCGCAGCAUCCGCAGGGCCGUGGCUUGCAACGAGGACGCUGCAGGGAUCGAGCUGCCCAGCUGGCAACCCGCCGAUGCCGGCAAAGUAACAGGCGACCGUGCUCCCAGCAAGCAGCUCGGACCCGCUGCCCCCGGCUGCUCGACCUCAACUGCAAGUCAUGAGACUCCAUCCGAAAUGCAAUAACAUAAACAACGGGUUUGCCAACCUCUUCAAGACGUUCAAAAUCUGAUCAAAACCCCACCAGCCCCAAAUAUUUACACGUUGUCACUAUGGUGACAAAGAAAACUACAUCCCGAGCUGCAGGAAGUGGGCUGUGUUUUCCAGGCAGGGAAGGGGAGGCAGGGGAAAGAUGGAGGCCACCACAAGCGUGACUUCUUCUUUUCCUCUGGAGCAAGCGGCCUGGGAACGUCGGUGCUGGAGCAGCAGGGAUGAUGCUCGUGGGGCAUUCCCCUGGGAUGAGCGUGGGGGGCUGCUUGGGCGACCCCAAAGAGCCCAAGGGAGCCCAUGGGCGGCAGGAGGGUCCCUUUGAAAGGGCGCAGGGUCCCCCCAGCAGCACCCGCUGCCCAGAGCUGGUGGGCAACAAGGGGGCGGCAGGGGCAGGGCUGGGCACGGGAGGAGGGGCCGCGCCAGCCCUCCUGCUGCAGGGCGCUCCCGCCGCCUCUGCCCCGGCGCGCUCCCUGCACCUCCUAACGCCUCCACGGACUGGCGUGAAGACAAGCGGGUUCAGCAUGUUCAAGCUCCCUGUUGACAGCGCAACUCAGAAAUGCGAAAUCAAACAGGCUUCCCUGCAGAAAGACCCAGAUCUUUCAUUUUUACUUCAUCCUUUGGCAGCUGUUUCCGGAUACCCUCGUUUCACAGUUAAAUGCCAACGCUGGGAUGCUGCUGGAGGCUGGCUUGCCGCACACCAUCAAAACCUGAGAUGUCACUAGCUGCAACAGCGAUGUGUGGGGCAGGGAGAGAGUGUCCGGGUAUGUACGUGCUGAAAAGAACGGUGGAGGCUGGAUACAGGAGAGGUGAAACAGCUCCGUUGGAAAUCCCUCCCCAGCUUGAUUUCUGCUGAAAUUUUGGAGGCCUGCUUUCGGGGGUGAUUGAACGGGUGCCAGCGAGCUACUGGGUGGCCAUAAAAUGUGGCCCCUGAAGCGUUUUGGAGCUCUUGGGAAGUUGUGUUUGUGUAGAAGGGUCAUUUGGCUAAUUACUUAGGCAGGUUCGUCCCAGAAAGGCGGCAAUGCCUGUACCACCCUACGGCCGAGCUUUCCGCAGGCCCAGAGGUGUUUACUGUCGGGCUGAUACCAACCAUUAUAUUUCUGGUAGGAAAUACUUCAUGUAUAUUUAUCACUCUUGCUCUCAUGAAAUUUGGCAUAUGUAUGAGCACUAUACACACAACAUUGUACAUCUAUAUCCCUAUAGACAUAUACAAGUAUACACACACACACACAUACUCAUACUCCUAACACGGGCAUCCGGAUCCCCAGUCAGUCAGAGAGCCAAAGAGCAGAGUUUCUUGAUAUUGUGCUUGGGGUCUGCCACAGAGAUGAGCAUGUGUGGGUUUAUUGCAGUCCCCGACCCUGUUGAGGGAAACCUUGGCCAAGUGAACAUGAAGGUGCAUCUUCCAAAACACCCUCCGAUAUCACCCUGUGCCCGUGGCUGCUGGGUGCCUGCAGCCCUGGUGCGUCCUGGCACCCAAGCCGGCGCAGGGGGCAGGUCUCAUGCUCUCCGAGGGACCCCCAUCCCCUGCCGUGGGGCAAGGCAACCCCACGCAGCAGCCAGGGUCCCCAGGCACCAGGCGCUGCCUCCGUGCCUCCCCGGGGCCCGCUUCCCACCACGGGGCCAUGCGGACGAGGGCUCCCUGCAGCUGCAUCCCUCAGAUUAAUGCUGGGAGAUUGUUUGCUGUGUGUUUUCUGGUUAAUUCGGUGACCUGGACCCUCGCACCUCCCCAGCCACGGUGUGAAUCACCCAGCUCUCCCCCUGCAUGCUGAGGCAGGGCUCUGCCAGUGCUGCCCCGUUCCAGCCCUGCCGAAGCCUGCGAGGCAGCGUCGGGAGCUGCCCACAGGGUGCUGCGGUUGUCCCAGGGCUCGGCCAAGCUUCCCCCAGUCCUUGGUCACUCCCUGAAGGGUGCCGAGUGCUGUGGCCAAGGGCUGGGGCGAGGUCGGGAUUGGGGAUCGACUCCUCAUACCCGCAAGCAGCAGGUUUUCAGUCUGACGUUCUCUGCGUGAUUUCCACUAGAGAUCUUCACGCGGGACACUGGUGUGUGCUGAGGAACUGGUUGCGUUAAUCCAUAUUCUUGUACCGCUCCGUAAUCCACACAUAAACAUGUAUUUCUGCUACUA
Gavia stellata (red-throated loon) is the source of this 4459-nucleotide messenger RNA. It is a transcript of the gene RGS5, whose product is annotated as regulator of G protein signaling 5. NCBI's taxonomy places the organism in Eukaryota, Metazoa, Chordata, Aves, Gaviiformes, Gaviidae. The transcript has 5 exons. Bases 49 to 618 code for a protein of 189 amino acids. The record is from RefSeq and is a predicted model, not a curated record.